AUGGCGUCCACGCUGGAUUCGUUCACAGCACGGCUGCAUGAUAUUGCAACACAACCAAAUAAUGCUCGACUGGUGGCAUACGAGUCACUGAUCUCGGAUCUGUUGCAACAACCAUCUAGCAAACUUAGCAGCAAUGACUUGUUGCAAGCCACGUCGGCAUAUCUACGGCAUGCGGUGUUUAGCGAACAGAACUCUACCGGCGGCGGUCUCGUCAUCGGAAGGCAAGCUCUAACUGCUCUUGAGCACCAUUCGGCUAGAUUAGCAGAGGAGUACGAAUUGCAAAAACGGGACAAGGACAGGAUGCAAGAUAUUGAGGAUGAGUCGAUGCCAUCCGUCGCUGACCGAGACACACGAAGACAGCUACUCGAGAAUGCAUUGGAACAGCUACAGCCGAGAACGCUCAGCUUCGAAGAGCAGGCGUCGAGCUUGCGUAUGCAAUUGGCUAGCUUGCUCGAGGCGGAGGAGGACUGGAAGGAAGCGGCACAGGUCUUGUUGGCGAUCCCACUGGACUCGGGACACCGCAACGUUUCAGAUCAUUUCAAGCUCUCGAUCUAUGUUCGCAUCGCUCGUUUACUACUGGAGGGCGAUGAUCCGGUGGCAGCAGACGUAUACCUCAAACGUGCUAGCAUGAUCAUCCACAACGUUCCCGGCGCUUUGCCUUCACACUACCAGCAACAGCAACAACAGCAACAACAACAACCACAGGUACAAGCAUCGGGGUCUUCAACAGCAGCAGCUGAUGGCGACGGUACAGACGGCAUUGCCGCAACAGGCAGCGGCUCAGCGAGUGCAAGCUCAAGUGGGUCAAGACACAAGCUUGAGGAGCCUAAGGUAUUGGGUCUGCAGUAUCGACUCUCUCAAGCACGUGUCUACGACUCGCAGCGACGAUUCGCAGAGGCAGCCAUCCGAUAUCACGAGCUGAGCUACGUCGCUGAGAUUGACGAGGACGACCGUGCAAUGAUGCUUUCGGCUGCUGUGACGGCGUCCAUCCUGUCUCCGGCGGGACCUCAGCGAGCACGUACGCUGGCUACACUGAUGCGCGACGAGCGCACGCCAUCGCUGCCUCAGUACACGAUUCUGUCCAAGGUAUUCCUGGACCGAGUCAUUCGUCCUGACCAGAUUGCUAGCUUCGAAAAGCUGCUCUCGCCGCAUCAGAUCGCCAGGCUAGCACCAUCUUGCGGACCCUCGGCAGCUGCUUCUUCAGCAACGUCUACAGCGGGAAGCACUUCAACCCGACAUGCACCAUCUACGGUGCUUGACAGGGCCAUGAUCGAGCACAAUGUGCUGAGUGCAUCGAGGCUGUACGAUAACAUCACGUUGGCCGGCCUGGGCGCGCUGGUGGACCUGAGCCCCGGAGGUGCAGAAGACAUUGCGCGAAAGAUGAUCAUGCAAGGACGGUUGAAAGGAUGGAUCGAUCAGGUAGGUAAUGCGGCGAAUGCAAACGCAAGAGGAGGGGGCGUGCUGUUCUUUGUGGAUCAGGAUCGACGUGGAGAAGGCGAAACAACAGCAGGCGGAUUGGAAGCCACCAAGGCUGGCGCGGAUAGCAGCGGUGGUGAUGGUAGCGGUACUGGUGGAGCAGGAGGAGAGGGUGGUGCUGGAAGCGCAGGAGGCGCAGCUGAUAUUGACACCAAGUGGACACGAAGAUGGGAUCAGCAGAUUGCGCAAGUGACCGGUGCACUCGAGGAAGUUUGUCAGAGGAUCAACAAGGUGGCUGGAAGCACUGCUGCAGUUGCCUAG
Messenger RNA from Ustilago hordei, 1737 nucleotides. RefSeq lists its product as uncharacterized. Gene Ontology annotation, cellular component: cytosol; COP9 signalosome. The transcript has a single exon. The coding region runs from base 1 to 1737 and encodes 578 amino acids. The record is from RefSeq and is a predicted model, not a curated record. NCBI's taxonomy places the organism in Eukaryota, Fungi, Basidiomycota, Ustilaginomycetes, Ustilaginales, Ustilaginaceae.